AUGGAAACAGCAGCGAAAAAAUCCAUGAUUUCCGGCAAUACAAGUGAAGGGAUUGAUAGAAUAAGCUCAUUACCAGAUGAGCCCAAUAGUGGAAGGAGGAUUUUUUAUACGCCGCCUAAGGAAAAUUUCAAAGACUUUAUCAAUUGGGUCCUAAUUUCCCAAAGGGAGACUAAGCUUGCCAAGUUUCUACUCUGUGUUGCUCCAGAUGAUUACUUUGAUAAGAUGGAGGUUUUGUGGUGGAUUCAUGCAGCAACGAGGCGAAAUGUUCAAGAAAUUGUGUUAGAAUUUACUCUUUCUGAAAUUGCUCAUGUUGAGUUAUCGGACAAACAUUCCCCAAAUUGCUUCAUCUCAAAAUGUCAUCAACUCAAAAGUUUGAUCUUACAUGAAUGUGGUUUAGGAGCUAUGACACUACUUUCUAUUGAUUCCAUAUCUCUUAGUUCUGUUACUAUUAUAGCGGACUAUUAUCAAUUGGAUGAGUAUGGCAAAUGCAAACUCAAAAUUUCUUGCCCCAAUCUCAAGUUUUUAAAUUAUGAAGCUCCAAUUCCAAAGGAUAUAAUAAUCGAGAAUCUGCUUUCAAUUGAAGAUGUUAGUAUUGUCGUCACCAUUAUACAAGACACUGAGAUAUUUGUGCAUAAGAUGAUCAAGGAAGUUUCUUCUACAUCAGCUUUGACACUAUGCAAUUAUUCUAUUUUGGGUAUGUAUAAAGCAACUAGCAAAGGAAGCCUCUCCCUUGUCUCCUUUUAUAAGUUGAAGACCUUAAAACUGUAUGCGAGAGUUGAUGGUGAUUUUAUGCAAGCUAUGAUAUUAUUGCUCAAGUAUUCUCCUAAUCUGGAGGUUCUACAGUUGUGGUGUCUUCAGUAUAAUGGAGGGAGCCGGAUGCAUGAUCUUGAUGAAAGCGUGGGGUGCUUGGAAUCUCAUCUAAAGUCAAUUCAUUUGACUAAUUUCAAUGGUGAAGAAAACGAGAUAAAACUACUAAAGUUUUUUCUGAAGAAUGCACGAGUGUUGGAAAAACUGACUAUUUUCUGGGUGGAGUAUCCUGAUAAAUCAGAAGAGGCAUUAGAGGAGGUUUUAAAGUUUCCUAGAACUUCUUCAGAGGUUGUUCUGACAUUUCUCGAUGCCAAGCCCCAACCAAGUUCUCGUAAAUGGUACGAUAGAUAAUUCAAAAUUACUCUACCUAGGAGAUGGUUA
Messenger RNA from Solanum stenotomum, 1188 nucleotides. Its product is annotated as F-box/FBD/LRR-repeat protein At3g26920-like. The coding region runs from base 1 to 1158 and encodes 385 amino acids. NCBI's taxonomy places the organism in Eukaryota, Viridiplantae, Streptophyta, Magnoliopsida, Solanales, Solanaceae. The record is from RefSeq and is a predicted model, not a curated record. The transcript is spliced from 6 exons.